Molecule: messenger RNA, 2828 nt
Organism: Vigna umbellata (rice bean)
Lineage: Eukaryota; Viridiplantae; Streptophyta; Magnoliopsida; Fabales; Fabaceae
Product: phosphatidylinositol 4-phosphate 5-kinase 2-like
Biological process (GO): phosphatidylinositol phosphate biosynthetic process
Cellular component (GO): plasma membrane
Molecular function (GO): ATP binding; 1-phosphatidylinositol-4-phosphate 5-kinase activity
Source: RefSeq, a predicted model, not a curated record
GGCAAUGUUCCUGGAAAUUAACCAUAACUAUAACUAUAACCACUUUCUCUCUCUACGUUUCUUGUCCGGUUAUUAUAUCUCUUUUCCCAAGGCACUGUAACUCACUUCUCUUCUCUCUCUUUCUCUGUGGAUAAUCUCUUCCAUUGCUCACAGCAGGAACACCAUUAUUACCGUUAGAGAGUUCGCAACGGCUUUUCAAAUGUGACGCUGUCUUCAGGAGCUUAGGAAAAAUGCAAGAGACGCUACUCACACUGUCGGAGCAACAAGAGGACAACAACGCAACCACAAAGGACAUCGAGCUCCUACUGCCACCGCCGUUGUGUCGCCGUCCAACGAGGACGCGCCGGGUGUCUCCCGAGACUGUGGAGAGGGCACUCCCGAACGGAUACAUCUACAGCGGCAGCCUCUCGAGAAACGCGCUGCUCGGCAGUGGGAAGUACCUCUGGUUGAACGGGUGCAUGUACGAGGGAGGGUGGAGGAAGGGAAAGGCGUGCAGCAAGGGGCGAUUCUCCUUGCCCUCUGGCGCAACCUACAAGGGCGAGUUUGCCGCCGGGAGGAUGCACGGCCCCGAGACCUUCGUCGGCGUCGACGGGGAUAUGUAUCGCGAUGCGUGGCUCUCGGACAGGAAGCACGGGUUUGGGGAGAAGCGGUACGCGAACGGCGACGUAUACGAGGGGUGGUGGCGGUGCAACCUGCAAGAGGGGGAGGGGAGGUACACUUGGCGCAACGGGAAUGAGUACGUCGGGGAGUGGAAGAAUGGCGCCAUCUCCGGGAAGGGCGUGCUGGUGUGGAAGAACGGGAACCGUUACGAGGGGUGUUGGGAGAACGGGGUUCCCAAAGGGAGAGGCGUCUUCACAUGGCGCGAUGGGAGCACCUCCUCUGGGAAUUGGGGGAAGGAGUUUGUCAAUGAGAAACGUGUGUCGGUGGAUGAGUGUUGUAACAAGAACCACAACAUAAAGAGUGUGAGUUUUCCCCGGAUUUGCAUUUGGGAGCUUGAUGGCGAGGCUGGGGAUAUCACUUGUGACAUUGUGGAGGCUUCUGUGUUUUAUGGUAGUGGUGGUGGUGAAGGAGGCACAGGGUGUGAGAGUGAUGUGCAGUUGCAGAGGAGUCCUUGUCGUUCUGUUGAUGGGGACGUUAAGAAGCCUGGUCAUACUGUUUCCAAAGGGCAUAAGAAUUAUGAUUUGAUGCUCAAUCUUCAACUGGGUAUUAGAUACUCUGUUGGAAAGCAUGCUUCUGGUUUGCGAGAGCUUAGGCCUGGGGAUUUUGAUCCGAAGGAGAAGUUCUGGACGAGGUUCCCUCCGGAGGGGUCUAAGUUUACACCUCCUCAUCAAUCUGUGGACUUCAGGUGGAAAGAUUAUUGUCCUAUGGUGUUCAGACAUCUAAGGGAAUUAUUUGGAAUAGAUCCUGCGGAUUACAUGCUUGCUAUUUGCGGCAAUGACACACUGAGGGAGAUGUCUUCUCCUGGCAAAAGUGGAAGCUUCUUUUACCUCACUGAGGACGACCGGUUCAUUAUCAAAACCUUGAAGAAGUCUGAAGUCAAGGUGCUCAUCAGGAUGCUUCCCAGUUACUACCAACAUGUCUGUCAGUACAAGAAUUCGCUGGUAACAAAAUUUUUGGGGGUUCACUGUGUCAAACCAAUUGGAGGUCAAAAGACUCGGUUUAUUGUGAUGGCCAAUGUAUUUUGUUCGGAGUAUCGGAUCCAUAGGCGGUUUGACCUCAAAGGUUCUUCUCAUGGUCGAACAACCGAUAAACCUCGGGAGGAGAUUGAUGAGACUACCACUCUUAAAGACCUUGAUCUUUGUUUUGUCUUCCGCCUGGAACAGUCUUGGUUUCAAGAGCUAAAAUGGCAACUUGAUAGAGACUGUGAAUUCUUGGAAGCAGAGGGAAUAAUGGAUUACAGUUUUUUGAUUGGCCUUCAUUUCCGUGAUGAUAGCUUAGUUGAUGACGGGAAGAGUUUAACCAAUGAGUUGUGUUCAGGUAUAACAGGCAAGAGAGACAUGCAAAAUGAUGACACACAAGAUAUGAAGUGGAUACCCAUAGGCCGGGGACUUCUAAUUCGACUGGGAACAAACAUGCCUGCCAGAGCUGAGAGAGUGUGUAAAGCUGGGUUGGAUCAGCACACUGGUACUGGAAGUAGCAAUUCUAUCCCUUCAGAGAGUGGUGGUGAGGUCUCUGAUGUAAUCCUAUACUUUGGCAUAAUUGACAUUCUCCAAGAUUAUGAUAUAAGCAAAAAGCUAGAGCAUGCAUACAAGUCGCUGCAAGUGGAUCCCUCCUCCAUCUCAGCCGUUGAUCCGAAGCUAUACUCCAAAAGGUUUAGGGAUUUCAUACAUAGAAUCUUUGUGGAGGACAAAUGAUAGAUAUAUUUGGAGAGAGACAAUUGGAACUGAAACGGGACCAGCUUUGGCGUGGUGACACCUUAGCAUCAGGAUCAGGACAUGUCAGUGAAUGCUGCAAAUGUUGGCGAUUUAAAGUUUGAACAGAGAUGUUGGUGCCAAAAUUGAUGGCUAAAUUUUUCUCAUAGCCAUUGCAAAUGGAAUGAAAAGUGAAAACUGGUGGGGGGUGUUGGUAGAUGAUAGACAUGGCAGGGGAUGCUUUAUUUAGUUUUGUUUUUUUUUUUUUUUCAUUGAGGGGAGAGAUUGUGACGAUAGUUGGUUGUACAUGUAAAAUGCAUCAUAGGGCAUGUGAUGAGGUAUUCUUUUUUGAUGACUUUUGGUUGUGGUUGUGGAGAGAAGGGGAUAUAGUGAAUAGAAAAAUGGGUAUGGAGAAAUUCAUAUUUGACCGGGGGGUGUACAGUUAAAGAUGAAUAAAGGAAUUGAAUUGAGUGAACA